Herpailurus yagouaroundi (jaguarundi) is the source of this 3623-nucleotide messenger RNA. RefSeq names its product carbonic anhydrase 5A (gene CA5A). Lineage: Eukaryota; Metazoa; Chordata; Mammalia; Carnivora; Felidae. Gene Ontology annotation, cellular component: mitochondrion; cytoplasm. The transcript has 7 exons. The coding region runs from base 1762 to 2694 and encodes 310 amino acids. Gene Ontology annotation, molecular function: carbonate dehydratase activity; zinc ion binding. The record is from RefSeq and is a predicted model, not a curated record.
AUUUGAUGAAUUAUGGUAUAUCUUUUCACAGAGUAUUCUAUAGUUCAAAAAAAAAAACCAAGCAAAAAGCAUGGAUGUAAAAGCUUAUGAUAAUUAUCAAGUGACUACAUCUGUAUCUAUAUACAUACAUACGUACACAUAUAUACCCUUUACAUAGGAUAUGAUUAUCUCGAGUAUUAAAAAUAGUGAGAGAGAGAGAGAAGAUUUUAUGCCGUGGAGAUUUCCAGAAAGAGCCACAAGAAACUGCUAUCAGAGCGCAGUUCACAAAAAGAUAGAGACAUUCAUUUUUCACCUUUGACCUACUUGAAACAUUUUUCAUAACAUGCAUGUAAAUGGCUUCUCUAUCUCUUUUGAUGGCAGACAUUUCAGUUUCUACUGUAAUAGUGGCUGAACUGAUGUUUGAGUCGGCUGGGAGGGUUGCAUGGGGCAGGCUCAGUUGGCAGUAUUUUCUAGAUAAAGCAGAGCUCUGUCGUGUGGCUACAGGAAGGACAGGGAGACCCCAGGACCGCGGGGACAGCCAGUGUGGCGUUCUACCUCAAAUAGGCUGGCUGAGGACGGCCGAGUAGCUGAGCACGGCCAAGGGCAUGCCCUUCAGAGCAAAGGGCUGAGCAAAAGGGCUACAUAGCAAAAGGGCUACGCAGUGCUGGCUGACAGGGUCCCCGAUGCCCGGGAAACCCGCGUUCCUUCAGGGCUCAGCCAACUCCUAGAACGCCUGGAAGGCUGACCUGGGCAUCGGUAACAGAAAUACCUCUCUCCUAAGUGCGUGAGUGAUGGAUUCGUUAAACCCUGAGGGCAACAUAGCGGAGUUAGUGCUAUUAUUUCCCUACCUUACAGAGGAGGGAACUGGGGCAGAAGUCCAUGAAUGAAUGAGUGAAUGAAUGAAUGAAGCUACCCAAGGGUACGUACCCUUGCAAAAUGCCUCUGUGGAAGAAAACCACGUGUAUCCCAGAGUUGCAAGGAAGGCAGGCAGAUGCAGGGGCCACCAGAGACCAGGUCAAAAUUCUGUGCACGUGACCAACAGGGUUCUUGGGAACCCACACGUGGACCCAAGGUUCCAAACCCCUGUUCUGUGGGGUUUUCCAGAUCUAAGAGUCCAGGAUUCUAUGUGCAUGAAAAGGGGGCAUUAGGAUCCAUGCUGACACGGUGACCUGGGAGCGCUCUGGGCCAGCCGGGACGUGUUAGUUUAGGCAGAACAAAUUUGUAUCAGGUCAUGUCUCUUUGUUCCUGGCAGAGAGGGGUCACCUGCCCGCCUGCCCCUCCACCUCGGCAGUGCUUUGCCUAAUUCCUGUCCCUGCACUCCGGAACCUGCCACUCCCUCCACAUACACACGGCACGGCUUUGUGCCUGGCCCUACAUGCAUACGACACGGCUCCAAACUAGGGGUCAACAUCCAGGAACAAGGCCUUUGCUCUCUCCUAUUUGCCUCUUGCCCUCUUCGCCAGGACGAGCAGUGCGCUCUCCACUGUGUGCUCCUGACUCCCCGGCACACUCUGCUGUUUACCAGAUCAAAGCGAACCGAGGGGCCGGCCACGGUGAAGGCCACAGGUCUGUCGAGGGGCACCCACCCCUAUGCCAAACUGAGCAUCGUCCAGAAGCAGGGGCAGGCGCGGGUUGAAAUUUAACCUUUGGGAUCAGGGGGUUGGGUGAGUUUCUACAAAAAGAGGUAGGCUAACCCCGUUCCACGAUCGUCCAGACCAAAGUGAGAGCUUUGGUAGGAAGAUCACCCUGUGUUUACGGGGCUCUGAGGGGAGCAGUUUGAAGAUGUUGAGGACCCCGGUGUUGGGCAGGAGCCUUUGGAAGUCGUCCGAUUUCUCCGUCUCCGUCAAGCGGAUGUGGGGGACCCCCCGCAGUCAUCCGCUGAGGCCGGAGCGAAGGUGCUCACAGGGUCCUUGUGUGCAGAGAAAUCAGACUGAUACUGGGCACCCCCUCUGGAAGGGCCCCGUCUCUGUGCCGGGGGGCACCCGGCAGUCCCCCAUCAACAUCCGCUGCAGGGACAGCAUCUACGACCCGCGGCUGAAGCCUCUCAUGGUCUCCUACGCCGCAGAGAGCUGCCUCUACGUCUGGAACACCGGCUACUUCUUCCAGGUGGAGUUCGACGACUCCACUGAGGGGUCAGGAAUCAGCGGCGGCCCCUUGGAAAACCACUACAGGCUAAAGCAGUUCCACUUCCAUUGGGGAGCAGUGGACACGUGGGGCUCGGAGCACACGGUGGAUGACCGCGCGUACCCAGCAGAGCUGCACCUGGUUCACUGGGAUGCUGCGAAAUACCGAAGUUACAAAGAAGCUGUGCUGGGGGAGAGCGGCCUGGCCGUGAUAGGCGUGUUCCUACAGCUGGGGGCCCACCGUGAGCCACUGCAGAAGUUGGUGGAAGUCUUGCCAGAAGUCAAGCAUAAGGGGGCGCAGGUGGCCAUGGGCCCCUUCCAGCCGUCCUGUCUGCUGCCCGCCUGCCGGGAUUACUGGACCUACCCGGGGUCCCUCACCACCCCUCCGCUAACCGAGUCAGUCACCUGGAUCAUCUUGAAGGAGCCCGUCCAAGUGGCUCGGAACCAGCUGGCCGCCUUUCGCACGCUCCUGUUCUCUGCGCCUGGUGAGGAAGAGAAGGCCAUGGUGAACAACUACCGUCCGCUUCAAGCCCUGAUGAACCGGAAGGUCCGUUCAUCCUUCCGGCCUAUGGAAGAGGGCAUGAGAUUCUAAAUGCAUUGUAUCCGAGUCAGCGGGUAGAACUGACUUUUAAAAGAGGAAGUUCUGUGUCCCAAGCUUCACAGUCUGAUCAGACCUAACCUCUGACGUUAAAAAGAGAGAAAGAGAUCAUUGUCUCAGUCAAUGGACUUUUCAGUUGCAAGGAAAAGAAAUCACUUCAAAGAAACUUAAGCAUGGUGAGGAAUGGAAAUCUGGGACGCGGGGUAUCUUGGGGCCCCGCGGCAGCGCCCUAGCAAGCACCCGCUGACUGAGGUCACCCGCCCAGCCCCUGGCGGUCUGUGCUUUCUUCUCUCUGCUUCUCCUCACUCAUGGCCACCCCGUGCUUCCCGGGCGACGCAGAGACGGGGCCCCACAUGCAUCUUUCCCACCUCCGGAUUCCUGGGUUGUGUCAGUGUCCUGGGGCUGCUGCAGCAAAUGACCACAAACCGGAGGGGCUAGAACAACAGAAAUGUGUAGCCCCUCAGUUCUGGAGGCGAGAAGCCCACAUUCCAGGCACGGGCGGGCCUGGCCCACCUCCCAGAAGCUGCCCGUCUUCCUCGGCCCGCAGCCCCGCCUCCACCUUCAGAGCAAGGGCUGUCCUAGGUGGCUGUUCAGCGCCCGCUGCCGCCUCACGGCCUUUCUGGAAGGUAUGUAACGGUUUCUCCCUGUGGGGUUUUGGGUUUUGAUUGUACUGAAACACAAUUACAUAAGUGACCGUCUUACCCACAUUUAAGCGAACAGUUCUGUGCUGUGCGGUGCCUUCGCGAGGUCGUACAGCCGUCCCCACCACCCGUCCCCGUCUGUACAUCUUACAAGACUGGAGCUCUGCCCCUGGGACACACUCCCCCCUCCCCCAGCCCCUGGCAGCCACCGGUCCGGUGUCCGUCCGUCCGUCCGUCCGUCCCUGGGAUUUUGAUGGCUCCAGGAAUAAAGUAUAAAUGGAA